Schistocerca americana (American grasshopper) is the source of this 755-nucleotide messenger RNA. RefSeq lists its product as uncharacterized. The transcript has 2 exons. The coding region runs from base 95 to 460 and encodes 121 amino acids. NCBI's taxonomy places the organism in Eukaryota, Metazoa, Arthropoda, Insecta, Orthoptera, Acrididae. The record is from RefSeq and is a predicted model, not a curated record.
CACCCGUCUGGAGGAGCGGAAUAUUCCCGCGGGACGCGUCACUGGAGGAACGUGAAAGCUGGAGUGGUCGAGAAAGAAAAGGAAGGAACAAGAAAUGGGAACGGUGGAAAGUAACCGAGAGCCGGCGCCGACACGUCAUCCGGGACAAGCAGAUGUGGUGGGAGUCCAUCCAAGCAGGGCGGUUGCGGGUGUCGGCGCUGGAUCUGGAAGCUCGGAGGCAGCACGUGGAGCAGGGGGCGUGUCCGCCGGCUGGAGGAAUGCGAUGCAGCCGGAAGCUGGCCGUGGUGUGGCCCGUUCUGGGCUCGGCGCGUUAUUUCGGACGUCGCGGCGGCCUUAUCCGGACACGCGGGCCACCUGCGGCGCCGCCGGAUACCCGACACCAGCGCCGCCCUCACCCGCGCUGCUCAUCUGGCCAGACGACCGGGAGACGCUGCUCUGCGUCGGAUAUCGGGUGUGGUAGUACAAGUGUUCCAGACAAAUGGUUUAGUCUCCUUCAAAACAGCGCACAAUCCACUGCAGAGCGGAGAUAUUCUGGAACAAAUCCCCCAUUUUGGCCUUUCUCCCAACAGUCGUGGUUCCACAAGGUGUGCAAGACAACUUCCAUUUUCCUUGGAAGGUAGAAGAGAAGCACAAAUUCUGUCCCGAGAGGGCCGGUAUCGGGAAGUGUUGCAGAUAGGAAGAGAAUCCAGCAACGCUUUGCCACUAACAUUGCCAAAUCUAUCUACAUCUAUCUACAUCUACACCCAUACUCUGCA